This is a messenger RNA of Postia placenta MAD-698-R-SB12, 690 nucleotides long. RefSeq lists its product as hypothetical. Bases 1 to 690 code for a protein of 229 amino acids. The transcript is spliced from 2 exons. Lineage: Eukaryota; Fungi; Basidiomycota; Agaricomycetes; Polyporales; Adustoporiaceae. The record is from RefSeq and is a predicted model, not a curated record.
AUGAGUCGCUCAGACCUCUACAGGAGUGGAGAUACCACCUCGCCUAAGCUCGACAACGUCCGCAAAGGCACGGACAUGAAGCUUCAAUCCGGCUGGAAGCCUCACUUUGCGUGGGACCUCCCUAAGUCCGUCAGCCUCGGCACUGGAUUGACCGGAAAGAACGACCACGGCACUCACUGGCUCAUCGCGCUUACUAAUGCCAUGAUAUUCGACGAGUAUGUGAGCCUCCUCCGUGCACUCAUCUCGAAGUGUAAGAAAGCCGGUAUUCGUGCUGCCAAAGAGGGGGCCGCAGAGGCGUUCACCGCCCACAUCCCUCUUCCAGCUGCAAAUAGCGCUUCGAAGACCAUCCGCGUCGUCUUCAAUGCUCUUUCCGCCGUCUAUCGCGACAUGCCUGAGAUCGCUGGCUGGGACGAGAACGGCUACGCAUAUGUGGGCGUUCUCGCCUGCGCCCACAACAGCGGCGAGUUCAGCUUGGAAAGCGCGGCAUGGAGCGGUGAAGGGGCGGAGAGCACGAAGGCACAAAGAUUCAUCGCACAGGCGGUUGCUGUCCACAUGCAGACGGAGAAGCAGAGGUUGGUGUCAGCGGCGGAUGAAUUGUAUGAGGCGGUGAACACGAACAACGACCAUGCAGUCUUAACUUCUGUUCUGAAGCUGGACAAUCCCCAGAACCCGUUGAGUGUGUUUGUGUAG